Python bivittatus (Burmese python) is the source of this 3400-nucleotide messenger RNA. Lineage: Eukaryota; Metazoa; Chordata; Lepidosauria; Squamata; Pythonidae. The record is from RefSeq and is a predicted model, not a curated record.
CAACAUUUUAGCCCCUGGAGGACAAAACAUCCCAGAUGCUUUCAUUGUUGGCGGUGCCUUUGAGGAGGAAGAUGGAGAGCUGAAUACCCCAGAGGACCGGGAAAGCAGGACUCAAGCUGAAAUGCUUAGAAAACGGAUUGUGUGGGACUUGGAAAGGCGUUGCUAUCUCGAUCCUAUAGCUGUGCUGUGCUUUCGAAAGCGGAUUGCCGACUGUAGGUGCUGGCCUGUAGAAAUUACCAGAGUGCCAGUGGUCACAUCCACGAAAGUCAAAGGUGGCAAAGGAGAGAAGGGAGGUGGAGGUGGUGGUGGAGCAGAUGACGACCCUAUUUCCUUUCACGGUGUGGCUUUUGUCAACUUAGUGCCUUUGCUGUAUCCUGGGGUGAAGCAAAUCCGGGGAGCAUUCCGAAUUUUUCCUUACCAUGACAGUGAGGUGUUUGAAAAGACCAAGUGCCUCUUCAGCCUUUUUCGCGAUGUGGGCCACCAGGCAGCUCUUAAUAAGUUUGGGCCAGUGGGAAUGUACAGCCCCCAUACCAAAAGUAUCCUUGGGAAGAAUGUAAAAGAUGACAAACCACCCAAAGAAUUCAUGCUGAGAAAGCCAUCCAAUAUUAUAAGAAAGGACACCUCCGAGAUCACAGUGGACACUGCUGUAUCUGUAUGCCAGAACUUGGAAGGACAGCAAUAUAUAGAAAGUGGAAGUUUUCUUGUGAUAGAGUUUACACUGGAUAAAGCUUUGGUGCCCAAGCGUCUGCCAGAGGAACUUGCCAGCCGAGUCAAGGAGAUGAUUCCUCCCCACCCUCAACUCCCUCGAAGGACUGCAGGAGCCAUGAAGGCUGUAGAAGAUUACCACAUGCAGAUCACCAGCAUUGCUGCAUCUAUCCUAGAUGAAUACCAUGAACUAUUUGGAAGGCAGAUAGCUGAAGGGUUUGGUGUCGAUUCUCAGACCCUGGAAGAUCAGAAGUGUCAACUCAACUAUGAGCUCAACACCUCAGGGAAAUAUUUUGCCUUUAAGGAGCAACUCAAGCAUGCUGUUGUGAAAAUUGUGCGGGAGAAGUACUUAAAGACAACUGCCUUUGAGAAUCUGGACCAACUCCAAGCUUUCCUAAGUGAGCUGUAUGUCUACCUGGUGGAUCAGAUGCAUGUUGCUUUGAAUCAGGUGCUGUCCCUCCAGACUCCAAGCCCUCCACCUCCCAUUUAUACCACAUUGGAGCAGCUCCAGCUCUUUGCUCGAGAAGCCCAGGUCAAUGGAGACUAUGCUCUGGCAUCAACUUACUAUCAGGAGAGGUUGUCUCGAAACCCCCAGGAUAUCCAGAGCUGGCUGGAUUACGGAGCUUUCUGUCUGCUGACUGAAAAUAACCUCAAGGCCCAGGAAUGUUUCCGUGAGGCUGUUGGACUGGAUGCCAAUCACCUGCCCAGUGUGCUGUUGUGCGGGAUCAUGGCUGUGAUGCUGCAGAAUUAUGAAGAGGCUGAGGUCUUUUUUGAGGAUGCGACCUGUGUGGAGCCAACUAGUGUCCUGGCCUGGACCAUGUUAGGGCUUUUCUAUGAUAUCCAGGAAAACUACAUUCGGGUCGAAAUGGCCUUCCGUGAAGCUACCAAGCUCCAGAAGGCCCGUCUGGCCAAAGAGAAACCAGCUACUGAGGUUCCAGAAGAGACUCCAGAAACUGCAGUGAGAAUCCAAGGAGAGUCUCAAGAGCUAGCCACCUCCCUUCGUGUACCAGAAGAGGAAAUCAUACCUAAAGCGGCUAAGAGAUUGUCCGUUACACCCAGUAAAUUUAGGAUGAGCACUCAGAGAGAAAUGCCCAAACCUGUUGCAGUUGCACUUGAAACAACGCUGAGCCCAGCAAUUUUCACCCAGCCCGUCGCCACCAUUUUCAUGGAGACAAUAAACUUCCUCUUGGACGUCAAUGCCCUUCAGUUUGUUCACAGGGCGCUGGCACAUGAGUUGAUCUGCCCUCAAGGAGGCCCCAGCUGUGAUUAUUACUUGGUGCUGGCCCAGACCUACUUGCUCAGGAAGGAAUAUGACAAGGCAGAAGAGAGCCUGGAGAUGGCUGUGCAGAUUGAUUACCUGAAUCCAGAGGUUUGGGCUCAAAAAGGCCACCUCUGCUACCUGACCAGGAACUUCAGUGAAGCAAAGUCCUGCUACGAACGCACAAUCAGCUUUGUGACGGAUGCGAAGGAUAUGCAUUUUGUGUAUCUGCGAUUGGGGUCCAUCUAUCUGGAAGGCAAGGAGUAUGACAAAGCAAAGCACAUUUACCUUCUGGCGAGUAAGAAAUCACCUUCUUGUCUCACAUGGCUGGGAGUAGGAAUCGCUUGUUACAGGCUGAAAGAAAUGGCAGAGGCAGAGGACGCUCUCUCUGAAGCCAACGCCCUCAACAAUAACAAUGCGGAAGUGUGGGCCUACCUUGCUCUGGUCUGCAUGAAGGGCGGAAGGCAGCUGGAGGCGGAACAAUCAUACAAAUAUGCUGUCAAGCUGGAGCUGGACAACCCAGAUCUCUUGCAAGAGAUCAAGCAGGUGCAGUCAGAAGUUGGCUUUGGUGACCCGUCAUUCUGAUCUCCUUUAAGCAGGGGCCACAUCCACCAUUUUACCCAGCAGGAAGAUGGGCCAGGUUGCCCGAUUCUUGCCAACCACCAGCACAGAUGCGUGCUGCCACAUCUUGAAACGUCGAUGGUUGGUUGUUUCCAAAAUUUCAUUGUGAAAAGCUCAUAGGGUUUCUGCAUGGCAGCUUAUGGGUUCCUGGAAUUUAAAAGAACAUCCUGGGAAAUGCAUCACAAGGGUUCCAUUCACUUUGUGGAAUAUCCAGCUGUGCCCUUAAAGUCAGCCAUGAGGCACCACAAGGGCUGACUGAUCUUUGGGGGUUAAAGUGCUGGAGCAAGCAUUCCCAGUUCCUGAAAUGGAAAGGCUCAGAAUAACUAUAAAGCACUGGAGAUGUUUGGAGAAGGAUGAGAAGGGGAAUUGGGGAGAGGUCCGUUGUGGUGACCUGCUUCACUGGGCAUUUCCAGGUCUUCUUUAGGACAAGUGGAUAUUACAACCCCCCAGAGCAGGAGCAGAGUAAUUAAUCGAUUGGGUUUAAUGCAGCAUUUUGUUAACUGGGGUUCCCAAAAUUAUAUUGAUGGGUAUGAGUCCUUACAAAGGUUUUGAUUCAGUUCAUUCACCCACACAGAAAGCUCCUUGAAGAUCCUUCUCUCAGUCAGUUGUAACACAGUGACCCCCUUUUUGACAAUGGUAAUGUAUAUUGCGGAUCCUCCUUUAUUUUGUUGAUGUUUCAAAGUUUGUUUUUGUCUGCUUCCUGUAAUUGCUUUGGCAGCACAGAAUUUUGAAAGAGAAAUCUAAAAUGCAGUAUGCAGGGAUUCAGCAACAGCAAUUUGGGGCAGAUGGUUUAAUAAAAUAGUUUGGAUCUGUUUA